AUGGACGCGGGGCUGCUGAGUGUCAUCCUGGGCACUGUCCUAGUGCGGGUGGAGACGGCCGCGCAGGACCUCAGUCUACACAAGCCCCCAGCCGAUGCCACAGCAGCCACCCUGGGGGCCCCGGGGCCCACCCAGGUUGCUGAGGGCACGAGCCUCUCCUGGAGACGGGGUGUGAGAGGCAAGGACCCAGGGACCGGCAGGGCCAGAGCCCUCCCUGAGCGUUUCCUGUGGGCAGGCCGGCUGGCCCUGCGGGGUCUCCAGGGACCGGGGCUCAGCGUGGUCACCUCCUGCUCCCGGAUCGGAUUUUGGCGAGAAGCUGGUGUGGCCUCCAGCCAAAACCUGGCGCUAAAGACCCCAAAGAGGCUGGAGGCCUUGUUCUUGACCUUGAGUGGAGAUGAGCUGACGGGGAAGGCUGCAUACGACAGCUCAGGAAGUUGUGAGACAGAAAAAAUAGUGGGCUCAGAAAUAGAUGUUUUGGGGAGAUCCUGCUUCCCAGGCCACAGGGAGACCCACGUGAUAGGCACGGACUACGAGCAGGACGCCAUUCUGAGGGUGUCCCUGCACUGGCAGGGCCAGGAUUUCCAUGUGCUCAAAUACUUUAGUAAGCGCACCCCGCGGUGGGGGCUGGCCUCGCUCCCGCGUCCCGGAAACGGCCCAGCCCAGCCCCCUGGUGUCCCCACAGCUCGGACCCUCGAGGACGAGUACGGACCAGGCUUCUGGAGGUUCCGGGAGUUGACAACAGACAUAGGGCUGUACCUGGUGGCCCGGCACUGUGAGCCCCAGGCCUUCCGGGCGGGGGUUGGGCUGGGGACCCCGAGGGUGGGAUCCGGGGGCCAGUCCCACAGCACCUCACGCUCCCCUGUCCCGCAGGGAGGUGUGCCAAGCUCCUGA
Panthera uncia (snow leopard) is the source of this 891-nucleotide messenger RNA. RefSeq names its product lipocalin 8 (gene LCN8). The transcript has 5 exons. The record is from RefSeq and is a predicted model, not a curated record. The coding region runs from base 1 to 891 and encodes 296 amino acids. NCBI's taxonomy places the organism in Eukaryota, Metazoa, Chordata, Mammalia, Carnivora, Felidae. Gene Ontology annotation, molecular function: small molecule binding.